AUGUUCGCAUCGCCUUUGCCUCCAGGCCCAGAUGUUCCCUGUGUUUCAUCCGUCGGGCCAGUGGGAUUUGCAAACGCCACCUCAGUUCAGCAGAAGCGACGGGAGGAACAGCAUUACGUAUUUCAAAAGUAUCCAGGCAAAGAAUUCAAGGAAACACAGUCGACCAGGAGAGAACCGAAGACUGCCGUGUACUCAACGGCGGAUCAGGCGGUUCUCCAGCCACUCCGGUCCCUUGAUCCCGACUCUCGAGAUCUAAACCUGACUGCCAGUCUAGAAGCAUUCGUCGCUGGCGUUCAGGGGCAACAGCACAAAGACGAGCAUCCCACCUUCGUCUCUUCGGAGCUCUCAACACACGAAACUGUAGGGGGACUGCGCGACCAACUGCAAAAGGUCUCGAGUGGCGCACAGGGCGGCGAAGUUCAUGAACGGCGCGUGAUACACACCAUGAAUGACUACGGAUCUUCAGCAUACAUGCAGGCAGGAGUAGGCUCUGUAUUUCCGGAGGCGUAUGCAAACAGCUAUGUGGUGACAAAAGAAGGGGAGGUCACAACUGCACCCGGAGCAGCCACCUCUUACCAAGUCGUGCUGUCGGACGGCACAUCCUAUCCGUCAGCUGUCUUUCCUGCAGGUGCCAGCAGAGAAGCCGCAAGGAGCACAGCUCCGCAAACAGCAGCAGCGCCGCAGAUGUAUUCCUCUCCAGCACGAGUGAGCGCAGAUGUUGCUGCGUCCUACUACCCCUAUACAGAAGCAAUCCCCUAUGCCGAGGCGGCAACUGUAGGCUCCCCAACAACAGCACCGGGAACAACUACAAAUUACUACACGUCUUAUUAUCGUCGCCAGUUUCCAGUAUCGCCGAUUGUGGCAGACUCUGCCAUCCCUGGCGACGAUGGCAUCCCCGCCGUAUCCUUGCCACAUGAGAGAGAUCGCUUGGUGGAAACGAAUCGUCUGAGCACUGAACGCCACAUCUCGCCAGGAGACGACACUGCAGGGCGUCCAUCAACUACCAGCUUGGCAGAGCCAAUGCUGCUAGUCGACGGCGUGACUGGUUUGCCGCUGAGAGGACAGACGUCGAUCGACCGGGGGACGACCCUCCUCAGCAACCCACUCGCGAAUUCUCGUGAUUGCAGGCUCCUAACUGCCAAGAAGAAGCUUCUGUCUCGCCCCAUGCAGCUGAUCCACGUAAACCGAUGGGAUGGAAAGGAAGUUCUUACUGUUGAUGAAGGCGCUCGCCGAUGGCUCGGGGAGAUAUCUACCCGCUAUAUCGCCGUGAUUUCAAUAUGCGGAGAGCUUCAAACCGGGAAGUCGGGGCUGGCAAAUCUUCUUCUCGAUGACAGCGUGAUGAGCAGCACUUUGGGCUUUGCGGUGGGAACUUCCGUGGCAGCCCCCGUAAUCGCGCAGGGUACGCGCUUUGUGCAGCGCGUUGAGUCUGAGGGAAAGACGGAAGGCGUGUGGAUGUCUGCCGUGGAGGCGGAGGGUGACAAGGACAAUCUGGUGUAUCUUGUUCUCGAUUUUGAAGGCAUCGGCAGUAAAAGAAAAAGCGUCGAGCAUGACCAACGCCUCUUCACCCUUGCUCUGCUGGUGUCGCAUUUCCUGGUCUUCGUUACCAGGGGCGCUGUAGACAGCGACACCCUCUUCAGCUUGGCGUCGGCUUCUGCAUGGACUCAGCGGCUGCGCGUCACGCACGGCGGUGGAGCAGAUCGCCAAGCACAAAAGCCGCCGACUCCCAGCAGUCAUGGAGUCUCCCCUGCAUCUCCCAAUGCGAAGGGCAAGCCUGACGCUGCCUCUUCCUCAAAGGCAGGCUUAGGGACCUCCGCGGGGGGGGGGGGCACCUGGAGGGCUCCCGCCCUGCUGUGGGUUCUUCAAGACUUCAACAUGUCGAUGGUCGACGAGCAGCAGAAUCCGCUGACUGCUGGAGAUUAUUUGGAGGCUUUGUUGGCGUUGAGUGUGUCUCGCGACGUGCGUGGCUUUAGCCAAUUGGCAGCAGGCCUGGAAAGCCCCCAAAUUCGCAUGGCGCGGCAAGAGGUCUCUGAGUUGUUCGGGGGAGAUCGCGACUGCGUUGCUUUACCCUCUCCGCUUGGAUUUUAUGCCCCUGCUGGUCAGAGUUCGCCUUCAGGCCAGGCUUCGGCAAGGGCGCUGGAGGCUGUCAGCGUUUCGGAGUUUGUUCCACUGUAUCAGCGACGGCUUGCGCAGCUGCGGUGUCGCGUCUUUCGCGAUUGCAAGGGGAGGGCGCUUGACGGAACUGCGCUUACUGGCUUGGCUCUCACGCGAAUUCUGGAAAAGCUUGUGGAAGGCAUCAACGGCGGGGAAAUCCCGGAGAGCGUGCGGCUCCUGGGGUCCAUUCAACACGAUGAAUGCCGACGCUGGAAGCAAGUCUGCGAAGAAGCGUUCACGAAAGAGCUCAGAGACACCUUUCAAGCGAAGCUGCCCAUUCCCUCCAAGGAGCUCCAAGAGGGAGCAGAGAGCUUGCAGCGCAAGUAUUCUCACCAUUUCAAGAUCCACGCAAUUGGUGAUGAUGAAGUCCUCCGCCACUACAAGACACAACUGAAAGAAAAACUGCGUCGCAUCACUGACAGAGCGUUGGAAGAAAACGAAAGGCAUGCGGAGUGGAAGUGUCGGCAGAAGGCCAAGAUGCUGAGUGACAAACUUGGCAUCGACCAGAAAAUCAGCGGGAAGUUGUACAUGGAUCUGCAGGCGCUCAACGAUGAUUUGGCCCUGCUGCGUCAGGAGUACAACGCAGACAUACGAGGCCCUCGCUACGUGCAUCAACGCGUUCUCAACGAGUACAUUGACCAGCUACUGUCUAGGGGGGCAAACGCCGUCGCGGAUGCCUUGCAGGAUCUUGCACGAGACUCCGAGCGUACAGCAGCUCUGCUGCACCAGAAAACAAUGGACGCUGAGCGGAAGGGAGACAAAGCUGUAAAGCUUGAGCAAGAACUGCAAAAUAAGGACUACGAGACUGAGCAGCUGCGCCGCGAGCUAGAAGACGAGCGCGAGCAGCAGACUCUCCAGGAGGAACGUUAUAAGCAGGAGACAAAGGAGCUGCGCCGCGAGCUGGCGGAGCAGCGGGAGACAAAUCAGCGACUGAGCGCUCUGUAUCACUCGAGGGUGUUGGACGAAGAAGACGCUUACCGCUAUGGCCCUCGCCGCAGCAAACACAGUGCAGUUGGUUUGAAUGAUCAGGCCCGUUGCUUCGGCAACAGGUGCACCCUUAUGUGA
Messenger RNA from Cyclospora cayetanensis, 3216 nucleotides. RefSeq lists its product as uncharacterized. The record is from RefSeq and is a predicted model, not a curated record. NCBI's taxonomy places the organism in Eukaryota, Apicomplexa, Conoidasida, Eucoccidiorida, Eimeriidae. Gene Ontology annotation, molecular function: GTPase activity; GTP binding. Bases 1 to 3216 code for a protein of 1071 amino acids. The transcript is spliced from 16 exons.